Messenger RNA from Cladocopium goreaui, 960 nucleotides. Lineage: Eukaryota; Dinophyceae; Suessiales; Symbiodiniaceae. The record is from the annotation of a GenBank genome assembly.
AUGGUGCUCCGUUUGCCCCUCUCCAGUGGGGCUGCUGGGGCUGUCCAGCUUUUGAGACCAGCAUGGCGAUCGGGGCCGCGGCCCAGCAUUGAUGCUAUGAAUCAGAGGGCCAGCAGAUUGGCGGGGCAGGUCUUGGCUGCAGCUGCUGGCUGCCUCGUUGCGGGGCAGACCUCCCGGCUCCGAUCCACACCGGUGCACGGCCGCCGAGCACGGGGGGAAGUGCUGCGCUGCCACGCCGCGGAGGGUCCGGAGAAGUACCCCCCUGCGGUCAUCGUGGGCGGCGGCCGCCUGGGUGAGGCCUUGGCCAAGAUGGGCCUAGGCGACGACGUGAUUCUGCGCCGCGGGGAGGCCUUCCCCAGCGACGCGCCCAGGGGACCGAUCUACGUCUGCACCCGGAACGACGCCCUGGAGGCAGUUAUCGCCUCGGUGCCCGAAGAUCGGCACGAGGACUUGAUUUUCGUCCAAAAUGGAGUUUUAAUGCCUUUCCUGGAAGAGAAAUUGAAGCCAGGUUUGCCCCUGACCAUCCUCUUAGUUUACUUUGCCGUGGCCAAGAAAGGAGAGCCACCGUUGGAUGGCAAGACUGACACGGACCCAGAGGGCUUAAGUGCGGUGAAUGCUGGAGGGAAAUGGGCCAGAGAGGUUCAUUGGAGACUCACUUCCAGCGAUUUAGCCUGUCGAAUCUUGCGUGACAUGGAGUUUCAGCAAGCCUAUUGGGAGAAGAACUUGUGGAUUGCUGCUUACAUGAUGGUUGGUGCUCUGCAUAAGUGUACCGUGGGCGAGGUGGAAUCUAAGUACCGCAGCGAAGUGGAUGAGUUGUUGGUACAGCUGGCCACGGCCGUGUCCUCCACCCAUGAUGUGACCUGGGAGAGGCGGGGCUUGGAAGUUUGGGUUAUGAUAUGUUUGGGUUAUGAUGGCUGUAAGACUAUGACGUUCUAUUUUUAUCUAUUUGUUGAUGUGUGA